Molecule: messenger RNA, 1826 nt
Organism: Cyprinus carpio (common carp)
Lineage: Eukaryota; Metazoa; Chordata; Actinopteri; Cypriniformes; Cyprinidae
Product: cdc42 effector protein 1-like
Exons: 3
Coding region: 696-1757 (353 amino acids)
Source: RefSeq, a predicted model, not a curated record
GGAGAUUCCUGGCGAGUGGGCCGUUGGAUUUGAGUAUCUUUAAAAACAAAGGAUCAGGAGCAGAGGCCAGUGGGAGUGGAGGAGCAUGAGGAGAGUAUACAUGCAGGGAUAAAGCAACAAGCCUCCCUGUCGCCUUAGCAGGGUGCAGGUCAAAGGUUACUGAAUGAACUUGUAUUGGAAAAGCAUGCGAUCUCAUUGAUUACACAAGUCUGAUUAAGAGCAUGUAGCAGCAGACUCUCUGGACCUUACUAAAGAAGGAGCACAUGGUUUCAGUCCUAAACCACACAUCUGCAGUCUGAGUUGAAUUUAUUUCUGAACUGAUUUUUUUUUUUUUUUUUCAAAAGCACAAACCCAGAACAACUGUGAAGCCCAGAAUCUUUAACCACAUAUGCAGCCGAGGUUUUCAGGAAUUGGAGUCAUGCAUAUUUUCAGCUCACAUUUAUCUUCACAGAAUCUUUCUGGAUAUGAACAAAGACCGAUGGCCAAAACAGGACAUAGCUGAAUGCUUCUGCCUUUUGAGAAACUGUGCAAAGAAACUUUCCACUCAACUGCGGUUGUUAUUCUGCUGAGAUAUUUUGAAGCUUGAUACGUGUAUAAUUUGCUUUUUUACGGUGUUCUCACCAUUUUUUUAAACAAUUUUUGUGUUGUUGUUUUUUUCUGAUUCUGGAAACAUACUUUUUGAACCCGGAGAAGCCAUGAACUUGGGUAAGCUUGUCGGCCUGAAGGGCCUGGUUUCCCACUCCUCAGGAAAGCGUCGAUUUAAAGGUGACCUCACCCCAGACAUGAUCAGCCCCCCAUUGGGCGACUUCCGCCACACCAUGCAUGUGGGCCGUGGAGGGGAUGUGUUUGGGGACACCUCGUUCCUCAGCAACCAUGGUGGAGCAGGAAAUAACGCAGAUGGAGACUCUUGCACUUCAGAGAAGAAUGAGGGAUUCUUCUCUCGCACACUUCGCCAUGUCCGCAGGACCCCCGAAAGGCCCCGCGGCAGCUCCAAGGACCUUUCACCCCCACCUCCACCCAUUUCUCCAAUCAUAAAGAAUGCCAUUUCCCUCCCCCGGCUGGACGUGGACUCACCCAACGGCUGUCCUGUGAAAGUGCUUUUCCCUAGUUCACCCAAAACACCAGAGAACUCCACAUACUUGUACGGUUUGGAGUCUGGCUUUGUAACCUUGCCGAGACUGUCCCGCACUGAGCGUCCAGCCCAGGGCAGUUCUCCCUCAGCCUGCCUGCCUGAAAUCCACAGAGGCUCACUCACGGACACGGGUAUCCCGUCCUUCCCCUGUUCAGACUCCAUCAGUCCUUCUGACUCCAUGAACUCCUUCACUCUUGACCUGGGCCCUUCCCUCAUGUCUGAAGUCUUUGCCAUGAUUGACAGCCCUGUGUGUGAGAAGGCUGAUCCCAUCAGUGAAAAAACACAGUCCACCGAUGAUAACUCUGAGGUGGACUCAGACGCAACCACAUCUUUGGUGGACUCUCUCCUGAGAGAAGAUGAUGACGGUAGGACACGGUUAUAUGGAGGAGAGUGGAAGCAUUCAGACUUUGUAAAUAGUGAGUCACCCAAAAAAUCCAUGCUGGGGGAUUGGAUGCGCUCCAUGUCCAUUGAGGAUCACGGCAUGAAGCCAGAGAGUUUCCAGAGGGCUGCUGAUGUGCUGGCACGUCAUUAUGGGAGUGGAGGACUCAGGAAUACAAACACCAACAACUCUCAUAGGAGAGGACCAUACAGCUAUCCUGAAGAAGAGGAAGAAAUCAAAGUCUAACACUAUGAGACGCCUAUCGUCCAAAUCGUACAGCACUUUUAAAGGGAUACUUUAAAAGUCAAAAAUAAA